Messenger RNA from Drosophila willistoni, 2666 nucleotides. RefSeq names its product E3 SUMO-protein ligase PIAS3 (gene Su(var)2-10). The transcript has 9 exons. Gene Ontology annotation, biological process: regulation of transcription by RNA polymerase II; protein sumoylation. Gene Ontology annotation, molecular function: zinc ion binding; transcription coregulator activity; SUMO ligase activity. The coding region runs from base 163 to 2034 and encodes 623 amino acids. The record is from RefSeq and is a predicted model, not a curated record. Lineage: Eukaryota; Metazoa; Arthropoda; Insecta; Diptera; Drosophilidae.
UUUCAGUGCAGCAAUAGUAAACAUUUGCCCAGCACAGUGUUUUUUUAUGCGGUUUUAUUUAAUGUUGAAUGAUACAAAUUUGUGAACAAUUUAUGUGUUAUGAGUGUGGCAAUAUUAUUUGCUUUAGAGUUACAAUCGCUGCGUUAAUCGCAAGACUUAAGAAUGCGUAAGACUCGUUCUCAAACUCGUACCCAGGCGGCUGAAAACGCUGCGGCAACCAAUCCACCGAACACAUCGGCGCCAAAUACCUUUGAUGCAGGCAAAUAUAAGGAAUGUGAGCAAAUGGUGCAGAUGCUCCGCGUCGUCGAGCUGCAAAAGAUCCUGUCGUUUCUAAACAUUUCCUUCGCUGGACGAAAAACCGAUUUACAAGGCCGCAUCCUUUCGUUCCUGCGUACCAAUUUAGAUUUAUUAGCCCCCAAAGUUCAGGAGGUCUACGCCCAGUCCGUGCAAGAACAAAGCGCAGCCCUGCAGUACAUCGAUCCAACCAGAAUGUACUCUCAUAUGCAGCUGCCGCCGUCUGUGCAGCCUAAUCCAGCUGGUCUUGUUGGCGGAGCACAAGCCCAGGUACCUGUGCCGGGUGCCCAAAUGUCGGUGGCUGGCAAUGCGAAUCCUGCCAAUGUGCUGCCAUUCCUCCAUGCACACAACAUUAAUGCCCAACUACCCAUCCAUCCGGAUGUGCGACUGAAAAAGUUAGCUUUCUACGAUGUACUCGGAACUCUAAUAAAGCCAUCGACUUUAGUGCCGCGAAACACACAGCGAGUCCAGGAAGUCCCCUUUUACUUCACACUAACUCCGCAACAAGCCACGGAGAUAGCUACCAAUCGGGAUAUACGAAACAGUUCCAAAGUUGAGCAUGCCAUUCAAGUACAACUAAGGUUCUGCCUGGUGGAGACAUCGUGCGAUCAGGAAGACUGUUUUCCGCCACAAGUUAAUGUUAAAGUUAAUAAUAAACUGUGUCAGUUGCCUAAUGUGAUUCCGACAAAUCGCCCCAAUGUAGAGCCCAAGCGUCCACCUCGUCCUGUGAACGUAACAUCAAAUGUGAAACUGUCACCCACAGUCACAAACACCAUCAUGGUGCAAUGGUGUCCAGACUAUACGCGCAGCUACUGUUUGGCUGUGUACCUGGUAAAGAAGCUCACAUCUGCCCAGCUCCUACAACGCAUGAAGACCAAGGGUGUUAAACCAGCAGACUACACACGAGGGCUGAUUAAAGAGAAGCUUACCGAAGAUGCUGACUGCGAAAUAGCCACUACCAUGCUGAAAGUAUCUCUCAAUUGUCCAUUGGGCAAGAUGAAGAUGCUCCUCCCAUGUCGCGCCUCCACUUGUUCGCACUUGCAGUGCUUUGACGCCAGUCUCUACCUGCAGAUGAAUGAACGCAAGCCAACCUGGAACUGCCCAGUGUGCGAUAAAUCGGCUAUCUACGACAAUCUGGUUAUAGAUGGCUAUUUUCAAGAGGUAUUAGGAUCGUCACUGCUGAAAAGCGAUGACACAGAAAUUCAAUUGCAUCAAGACGGCUCGUGGAGCACACCAGGAUUACGCAGUGAGGCACAGAUUCUGGAUACACCAUCGAAACCCCUGCAAAAGGUUGAGGUUAUUUCCGAUGAUAUAGAAAUGAUUGCCGACGAUGCACAUCCUGUAAAAAGAGAUCUAUCACCGGCGCCCGAUGAUCAGCCCACAUCGACAUCCAACAGUGAAACGGUCGAUCUAACACUGAGUGAUUCAGAUGACGAUAUGCCGCUUGCCAAGCGUCGUCCGCCUGCUAAACUAGCCGCUGCCAGCUCAUCAGCGAAUGGUAAUGGUGGCAGCGGCGGUGGCCAACGUGCCUACACGCCGCAAGAAACUGAUUACCCCGAACAGCAGGCACAACAACAACCACAACCAGAUCAACGAAUGUCCUCGACUGGGUUGGAACAGCCGAUGCCGCCCACUGCAGCUGCAGUUCAUGCCAAUGCCAGUCUGCUGGAGUCGCUGGCUGCUGCCGUGGCGGCUGCAGCUGCAGCCUCGUCUUCGGCCACAGUUACAGGGCUUAGAUAGACUCUCUGCCCAGAGAAAGUGCGGUGCAUUAAUUGAUUUGCUGUUGCCGUUGUUGUUGUUGUUGUCGUCAUCGUCCUUGGUGGUCAACCCCCUCACAUCCAUCCGACCCCCACUCACCCGUAUUGUGAUGAUAAAAUGCAAUAAACUGCAACUUUUACUGUUCUGUCGCCCGUGUUCUGUUGUCCUCUUUCCUGAGCUUGCUCCAGCCAGCCACAAGAUUAUAAUUAAAAUCAUCAUAAUUUUACACUUACGUAUAUUAUAUAUUUAAUUAAUUUACCAAGAAUAGCCCUAGCUUAAACACAUACAUCAAAUGUUAAUAUUUAAGACUUAAACACGCAAACAAAAUGUCCUAUCAACAAUGAGAAGCCUUGAGAAGGAUUGAUUUACACAUCUGCAUCUCGAUUUUUUAAGUUAAUAUAAUAAGUUAAAACUAGUUAUGGAAUUAUCUUUCUUAUCUUUAUGGGAUGGACACAUCCAACUUUUUAAUAUUUUGCUUAAAAAAAAAGGCUAGCAACAAAAACAAAGACAUUCGGUCGACUAUUAAUGUCUUUUACUGGAAAACACUCUCGGUUUUACAUUUUUUUAAUGGAGAAUACACCACAAUAGUAAUAAAACUAAAACAAAAAAUCGAA